AUGUGCCAGGCAAGAAACCCAGGUGUGAAUAUUAAUCUGAUUCUUGCCCUGGCUGACAGCCUGCUGCUGUGUGUGCUGCAGGAACCUCUGCCAGACCCCAAUGUGCCCCACAUUCAGGCUCUUCUCUCCAGACUGGAGUCAGUGUCUCACACACUGGAGGUGACUGAUGUGGGAUCAGAGGUGGGACUGGAUGAGGUGGACCAAAGCUCUGUAGUGACAGAGAAACUGAAACUCCUCCACACCUACCUGCAGCAGAGGAGAGUGUCCCUGCGCACUCUUGUCCGGGUGCAGGGGGACUUUGAGGCCAGUGUGAAGAACAUGCUGCAGGGCUUAGAUGACCUCUGGGCUCAGCUGGAGGAGCUGCAUACUGGGGUGACACUCUUCAAACAGGAGACCCAAGGCCACAGAGAUCCGGCCUCUGCUCAGAGAGACACACAGAAUUUGUUGUCGGUCUUGGGUGACUACAGGAGCAAACUUCAGUCUUGUCAGGUUCAUUUGAAGGGCAGCACACAACUACUGCAGGAGUUAACCUGGAGUCACGCCCACAUGAGCAACAGCGUGAACAGCAGCAGUGAGUCAGUUUGGCCAGAGCUCUUGCUUCAGUCGAAUAUUGAGCAGUUUGACAAGGUGCAGGAGAAUUUCACCUCUCUGGAACAACAGAUCUCUACCUUCCAGGCCCACCUGGAGGGACUCGGAAAACAAAAUCAGGAAAAACAUGCCGGGCCCCUCACUCAUGCUGACGGGCCACAUUUACACUCG
Molecule: messenger RNA, 759 nt
Organism: Neolamprologus brichardi
Lineage: Eukaryota; Metazoa; Chordata; Actinopteri; Cichliformes; Cichlidae
Source: RefSeq, a predicted model, not a curated record